GGAAACAGAGGGUCGCCGCCGGCAGCUGUGUUUCACCGGCGUCGACGAAUAUGACAAGAGGUGGACUUUUAUUUUGGAGGCGAGGUAGAGGAAGGAAAAGAAAAGGAAAGUGGAUCCGUCGGUUUUUUUCGUGUCCGACAGAAGAAGGAAAGAAGUUCGAGGAAGAAAAGGAUAAAUCGAAGAAAGAAAAAGACCUCCCAAGAAGUCUCGUCCCGCUCCUCCUUUUAAGAGCUAAGGGCUCCUUUUUUUUUUAUUAUAGAAAUUACUACUUGUUCCCCAAGUUUGCAACAGUAGUGGGU
Linum tenue is the source of this 299-nucleotide messenger RNA. The record is from the annotation of a GenBank genome assembly. NCBI's taxonomy places the organism in Eukaryota, Viridiplantae, Streptophyta, Magnoliopsida, Malpighiales, Linaceae.